Messenger RNA from Astyanax mexicanus (Mexican tetra), 8032 nucleotides. RefSeq names its product putative leucine-rich repeat-containing protein DDB_G0290503. The record is from RefSeq and is a predicted model, not a curated record. The transcript is spliced from 95 exons. The coding region runs from base 34 to 7902 and encodes 2622 amino acids. Gene Ontology annotation, molecular function: protein binding. Lineage: Eukaryota; Metazoa; Chordata; Actinopteri; Characiformes; Acestrorhamphidae.
GACCCGGCCGUAGAGUUCCUCAGAGCUGAAACCAUGGGCUGGAUCCAGCUGCUCCUGCUCGGCUUCCUGAGCUCCUGCUUCACCUGCUCCUCCGGCGUGUGGGGUUAUAGAAUAGAGAGAAGCCCGGAUGAGAGGUUCAGGCAGCUGUGUGAAGGUGUGGAGGUGGAGCUGAAGAACUGUAAUCUCAGGCUGGCGGAGAAAAUCAAAAACACCACAGGCAUCGAGAAGGAAAUGUUCACUCUGAAGAGGCAGCUCAGACAGUUGAGACUCACCUGUAAAGAUGCGUCUCAGGCCGCCUCCGUCCAGAUCUCAGCUCUCCAGAAUCAGCUGGACAGUCUGUUAAAGCAGCUCGGAGAAAGUACCUCAGGUCCUGCUAACGAAGUUAUGAUCAUAAUGAAGAAAUACAUCAACAUGAAGAAGCUGGAGAUGGACAUGACCAUGCAGAGCGACACGUCCAAGAUCUCACUGAUGCAGGAUCAGCUGAAGGCUCUGGAGGCGGAGUUAAAGCAGAAGACUGCGGCGCUGAAGGAGGUGAAGUGUUCGGCGGAUGGUGGAGGUGAAGAGGCGGAGAUCAGCCGGAUUGUGGAGGAGAUUAAUAAGCUGAGUCUGGAAGGUUCAACCUCUGCAGAAAUAAGCCGACUCGCAGGAUUAAAGACAAUUCUGGACAAGAAGUUGAACAAGAUGGAUGGGACCGGUUUUGCAACUUCUGAAAAAAUAUCGGUGAUAAUGGAAGGUAAUAAACAGAUGGUGGUGAUUCAGAGGAAACUGGCGGAUCUGCUGAAGACCGAGGCUGAGUACACUGCUCUUCUGCAGCGUCUGAAGGUGAAGAAGGUCCUGUUGUCUGAUCUGAAGGAAGAGAAGAAUGAGAAGGGUCCGAACCCAGAACUCAGUAAGCACAUCACGGUGGUGGAGAAGGAGGUGUGGGCUCUGGAGGACGAGCUGGAGCUCCUGAAAAGAACUCUGUCCCGCAGAGAAGUGCUGGAGAAGGAGCUGCUGCAGAAGAAGAAGCAGGUGGAGGGGAAGCUGGAGGAGCUGAAGAAGAAGAUGGAGCUCUUCUCCAGGCUGCUGAGUGUUCAGCUGGAGCUUCAGGUGACUCAGGUGCGCUGGAUGGGGGAGAAGGCAGCAGCAGAGGUUUUUAUUAAAGAUCUUCAGAAGCAUCUGGAGGAGAAAGAGGAUAAGAUCUCCAGACUGCUGGCCAAGAACAUCUAUCUGGAUAAAAAGCUGGCGGAUCUGAUGGCCGAGUGUGACGACAUCCAGGUGAAAUUCAAUGAAUUAUCUGAUCAGUUGGAGGCCACGCUGGGAAAACUACCCAACACCAACCUGAAAUACGUUCUGGAGAUUGUUACGCUGAAUAUCGACAUCGACAGCAUCAGAGAAACCAUCACCAGAGAGAAAUCCCUCAGCAAGAUCGAGGAACUGAAGAAACUGCUGAAGAAGAAAACUGAUGAGCUUAACCUGAAGAAGUACGAGUUAAAAAACAAAGAUCCCAGCGCUGUAAAAAUUCUGGUGAUCAUCGAGAAAACGAAGGAGAUCCAGAAUCUGCAGAGCAGCGUUGUGAAUGUGAACGAUUUGGAUUCAAUCAGCAAGCUUCAGAAAGAACUGAUCAAACUGAUUGAUGACCUGGACGAUUCCAAUCCUGCCAAACUAGUGUUGAAGAAUAUGGUCAUGCUGUCGGAAGAGAGCUGGUUAAAGAAGCUGAUUAACAAAAUGAACCAGCGCUCCCAGCAACAGAUCACCGAUCUGGAGAAGGUGUUGAAGGAGACGGAGGAAACACUGAAAUAUAAAACAGCCGAGCUGGUGAAGACCGGCAGCUACGCCGACCAGCUGAUUAAAGACAUUGUGGUUCUGAGAGGAGAUGUGAAGAAGAUAAAGGAGGAACUGAGCCGGUUGCAGGUUUCUUCAGUCUCUCAGGUAGCAGAACUGGAGAAGAUGCUGACCAAGACCAAACAGGAGCUGGAGAAAGGAAACCGCUCUCUGAACGACAAGGACGCCGAGUUAGCGAAGAACAUGGCCAGAAUCACUCAGCUAAUAGAGGAACUCAGACAGACUAAACUCAGAGCCCAGGAGAACGACGAGGAGGCAGCUGCUACUAUAGCCGAUCUGGAGAAGAGAGUGAGGAAGAGCGAGGAGGAGAAGAACAGAGUGAAACAAGAGAACAGAAAGCUGCAGGAGGACCUGAGGGAAGCCAGGAAGUGCACUGAGGUCCACGAGUCCUACUCCGAACUACAGGAUAAGUAUGAUAAAGAAGUUUCGAAACUGAGUAAUAACUUCGCUCGUCAGGUUUUAACGAUUAAAACUCUGUCGGACGAGGUGAGCCUCCUGAAAAGCAAGCUCAGCGUGGCAACCGGCAACACUGACGCGCUGGAGGCGGAGCUGAAGAAGAAGAGUGGAGAUCUGAUGAAGGUGAUGAAGGAGCUGGAAAAGUCUAAAGUAGACUCAUCUGAAAUGGUGAAGCUGCUGGAGGCGAUGAGGAAGCUCAAUAAGCAGCAGGAUCAGAGCAUUGCGGAGUACCUGGCUGAGAUCGAUGCUCUGGGGAAGGAAAUGGAAGGACUGACAGCCAAACUGGGAACCAGAGGAGACGAGAAAGCUCAGCUGACUAUUCAGGUGAUGGUUCUGAAGGAGGAAAUAUCGAAGUUGGAGAAACUGCAGUCGGAUCUGAAGCAGGAGGCGGUGAAGAAGACGGAAAGUCUGAAGAACGAGAUCGAGGAGACCAAGAAAGAGAUUAUCUUCCUGAAGAGGAGCGGCUGCAAAACCGAAGAAACCAAGCAGCAGAUUGACCGGCUGCAGGUGGAGGUUAAGGCUAAAGAGCGAGAACUGGAGAAGCUGAAGCAGAACUCGGAGGCGGAGCAAGACCAGUUAGCGGAGAAGCUAGCGCAGAUCGCUAAGAAACUGGAGUCCAGUGGAGUCGAACUGAAGAAGAAAGAUGCUCAAAAUGCAGAACUGAUUCAGCAGUUGCUUGAUUUGGGACAGAAGCUGAAAGACUCUCAAAGUGGUCAAAACACAAUAAAAGAAGAAGCAGAAAAACAAAUUAACGAUCUGGAGAAGAGAGUGAGGAAGAGCGAGGAGGAGAAGAACAGAGUGAAACAAGAGAACAGAAAGCUGCAGGAGGACCUGAGGGAAGCCAGGAAGUGCACUGAGGUCCACGAGUCCUACUCCGAACUACAGGAUAAGUAUGAUAAAGAAGUUUCGAAACUGAGUAAUAACUUCGCUCGUCAGGUUUUAACGAUUAAAACUCUGUCGGACGAGGUGAACCUCCUGAAAAGCAAGCUCAGCGUGGCAACCGGCAACACUGACGCGCUGGAGGCGGAGCUGAAGAAGAAGAGUGGAGAUCUGAUGAAGGUGAUGAAGGAGCUGGAAAAGUCUAAAGUAGACUCAUCUGAAAUGGUGAAGCUGCUGGAGGCGAUGAGGAAGCUCGAUAAGCAGCAGGAUCAGAGCAUUGCGGAGUACCUGGCUGAGAUCGAUGCUCUGGGGAAGGAAAUGGAAGGACUGACAGCCAAACUGGGAACCAGAGGAGACGAGAAAGCUCAGCUGACUAUUCAGGUGAUGGUUCUGAAGGAGGAAAUAUCGAAGUUGGAGAAACUGCAGUCGGAUCUGAAGCAGGAGGCGGUGAAAAAGUCGGAAAGUCUGAAGAACGAGAUCGAGGAGACCAAGAAAGAGAUUAUCUUCCUGAAGAGGAGCGGCUGCAAAACCGAAGAAACCAAGCAGCAGAUUGACCGGCUGCAGGUGGAGGUUAAGGCUAAAGAGCGAGAACUGGAGAAGCUGAAGCAGAACUCGGAGGCGGAGCAAGACCAGUUAGCGGAGAAGCUAGCGCAGAUCGCUAAGAAACUGGAGUCCAGUGGAGUCGAACUGAAGAAGAAAGAUGCUCAAAAUGCAGAACUGAUUCAGCAGUUGCUUGAUUUGGGACAGAAGCUGAAAGACUCUCAAAGUGGUCAAAACACAAUAAAAGAAGAAGCAGAAAAACAAAUUAACGAUCUGGAGAAGAGAGUGAGGAAGAGCGAGGAGGAGAAGAACAGAGUGAAACAAGAGAACAGAAAGCUGCAGGAGGACCUGAGGGAAGCCAGGAAGUGCACUGAGGUCCACGAGUCCUACUCCGAACUACAGGAUAAGUAUGAUAAAGAAGUUUCGAAACUGAGUAAUAACUUCGCUCGUCAGGUUUUAACGAUUAAAACUCUGUCGGACGAGGUGAGCCUCCUGAAAAGCAAGCUCAGCGUGGCAACCGGCAACACUGACGCGCUGGAGGCGGAGCUGAAGAAGAAGAGUGGAGAUCUGAUGAAGGUGAUGAAGGAGCUGGAAAAGUCUAAAGUAGACUCAUCUGAAAUGGUGAAGCUGCUGGAGGCGAUGAGGAAGCUCAAUAAGCAGCAGGAUCAGAGCAUUGCGGAGUACCUGGCUGAGAUCGAUGCUCUGGGGAAGGAAAUGGAAGGACUGACAGCCAAACUGGGAACCAGAGGAGACGAGAAAGCUCAGCUGACUAUUCAGGUGAUGGUUCUGAAGGAGGAAAUAUCGAAGUUGGAGAAACUGCAGUCGGAUCUGAAGCAGGAGGCGGUGAAGAAGACGGAAAGUCUGAAGAACGAGAUCGAGGAGACCAAGAAAGAGAUUAUCUUCCUGAAGAGGAGCGGCUGCAAAACCGAAGAAACCAAGCAGCAGAUUGACCGGCUGCAGGUGGAGGUUAAGGCUAAAGAGCGAGAACUGGAGAAGCUGAAGCAGAACUCGGAGGCGGAGCAAGACCAGUUAGCGGAGAAGCUAGCGCAGAUCGCUAAGAAACUGGAGUCCAGUGGAGUCGAACUGAAGAAGAAAGAUGCUCAAAAUGCAGAACUGAUUCAGCAGUUGCUUGAUUUGGGACAGAAGCUGAAAGACUCUCAAAGUGGUCAAAACACAAUAAAAGAAGAAGCAGAAAAACAAAUUAACGAUCUGGAGAAGAGAGUGAGGAAGAGCGAGGAGGAGAAGAACAGAGUGAAACAAGAGAACAGAAAGCUGCAGGAGGACCUGAGGGAAGCCAGGAAGUGCACUGAGGUCCACGAGUCCUACUCCGAACUACAGGAUAAGUAUGAUAAAGAAGUUUCGAAACUGAGUAAUAACUUCGCUCGUCAGGUUUUAACGAUUAAAACUCUGUCGGACGAGGUGAGCCUCCUGAAAAGCAAGCUCAGCGUGGCAACCGGCAACACUGACGCGCUGGAGGCGGAGCUGAAGAAGAAGAGUGGAGAUCUGAUGAAGGUGAUGAAGGAGCUGGAAAAGUCUAAAGUAGACUCAUCUGAAAUGGUGAAGCUGCUGGAGGCGAUGAGGAAGCUCGAUAAGCAGCAGGAUCAGAGCAUUGCGGAGUACCUGGCUGAGAUCGAUGCUCUGGGGAAGGAAAUGGAAGGACUGACAGCCAAACUGGGAACCAGAGGAGACGAGAAAGCUCAGCUGACUAUUCAGGUGAUGGUUCUGAAGGAGGAAAUAUCGAAGUUGGAGAAACUGCAGUCGGAUCUGAAGCAGGAGGCAGUGAAGAAGACGGAAAGUCUGAAGAACGAGAUCGAGGAGACCAAGAAAGAGAUUAUCUUCCUGAAGAGGAGCGGCUGCAAAACCGAAGAAACCAAGCAGCAGAUUGACCGGCUGCAGGUGGAGGUUAAGGCUAAAGAGCGAGAACUGGAGAAGCUGAAGCAGAACUCGGAGGCGGAGCAAGACCAGUUAGCGGAGAAGCUAGCGCAGAUCGCUAAGAAACUGGAGUCCAGUGGAGUCGAACUGAAGAAGAAAGAUGCUCAAAAUGCAGAACUGAUUCAGCAGUUGCUUGAUUUGGGACAGAAGCUGAAAGACUCUCAAAGUGGUCAAAACACAAUAAAAGAAGAAGCAGAAAAACAAAUUAACGAUCUUAAAAUUAAACUGAAGAAUAAGGAGGUCGAGCUGUCACAGCUGAAGAUCAGUAAUUCAGAUCUGGAGGAGAGAGUGAGGAAAAGCGAGGAGGAAAAGAACAGAGUGAAACAAGAGAACAGAAAGCUGCAGGAGGACCUGAAGGAGGCCAGGAAGUGCACUGAGGUCCACGAGUCCUACUCCGAGCUACAGACUAAGUUUGAUAAAGACGUAUCGAAGCUGACUAACGACUUCGCUCGUCAGGUUCUGACGAUCCAGACUCUGUCGGAUGAGGUCACCGCCCUCCAGAACAAGCUCAGCAAAUCAGAGGGAAACACUGAUGCGCUGCAGGUGGAGCUGAAGAAGAAGACUGCAGAUCUGGAGAAGGUGACUAAAGAACUCUCUAAAAGCAAACUGGGCUCUGCAGAAACGGUGAAGCUGCUGGAGGCGAUGAGGAAGCUCAAUAAGCAGCAGGAUCAGAGCAUUGCGGAGUACCUGGCUGAGAUCGAUGCUCUGGGGAAGGACAUGGAAGGACUGAUGGCCAAACUGGGAAGCAGAGGAGACGAGAAAGCUCAGCUGACUAUUCAGGUGAUGGUUCUGAAGGAGGAAAUAUCGAAGUUGGAGAAACUGCAGUCGGAUCUGAAGCAGGAGGCGGUGAAGAAGACGGAAAGUCUGAAGAACGAGAUCGAGGAGACCAAGAAAGAGAUUAUCUUCCUGAAGAGGAGCGGCUGCAAAACCGAAGAAACCAAGCAGCAGAUUGACCGGCUGCAGCUGGAGGUUAAGGCUAAAGAGCGAGAACUGGAGAAGCUGAAGAAGAACACGGAGGCGGAGCUAGACCAGUUGAUGGAGAAGCUAUCAGAGAAAACUAAAAAACUGGAGUUCAGUGGAAAAGAACUUUCGGAGAAGGAUGAGCAGAAUGCAAAACUGAUUCAGCAGUUGAUUGAUUUGGGACAGAAGAUGAAAGAAACUCAAAGUGGUCAAAAAACGAUAAAAGAAGAAGCAGAAAAACAAAUUAACGAUCUUAAACAACAGCUGCAGAAAAAGGAGGAGGACGUUUCUAAACUGAAGCAGAGUAAUACAGAUCUUAAAGAGCAGGUGAAGAACAAGGAUAAGGACGUUUCACAGCUGAACAAUGAAAAAGCAGCUCUGAAUGCAGAACUGGGAAAGAAGAAGGAGGAGCUAAUCAAAGCCGAAAAGGAGGUGAAGGUUAAGGAGGAGGCCAUCGAUAACGUGAAAAAGGAGCUCAAGACCAAAGAGGAGGAGAUCAAGGGUGGAUGCAGCGAAGUUACAAAGAAGCUGAAGAGUAAGGAGGAGGAGGUUACUAAGCUGAAGGAAAGCCACAAAAAUACGCUAAAUGAGAACGAGAAGCUGAAGACUCAGAUCAGUGAUACCGACGCCAAACUGCAGGAGCUGGAAGAACUGGAGCGUGAAAAUGAGGAGCUGCAGAAGGAGCUGGCGAAGGUGCAGGAGGAGUAUAAAAAUAAAAUAGAGGAAACAAAGACGAAUGCUUUCACAGUGGUUUCUCCAGAGUGGGAUCCGGACACGGCGCACCCUCAGCUCCUCCUGACGAGUAAAGGAAAAGCAGUAAAGGCUUCAGAAUUCGCUCGUUUUGUUCCGGACAAUCCGGAGCGCUUCAACGCGGCUUUGGCCGCUUUGGGAAAAAAAGGCUACGACUCCGGGAAGCCGUACUGGGAGGUGGACGUGGACAUUCGGGCCUGUUUCGUGGUGGGCGUGGCCAAGAAAUCAGCCAAUAGAAAAGGCAGCUUAGCAUACGGUCCCAAAAACGGCUACUGGGUUAUCGUCAGGAGGAAGGAUGGCCAGUACCACGCCCUCAAUGACAAGAGCACGCCCCUGAAACUGCCAGUCAAACCGACCGUGAUCGGGGUUCUCCUGGACUUCAAUAAGGGCAACGUGGUCUUCUUCAACGCCAAGACCAAGAAGCCGAUCUACACCUACCACAACAACAAGUUCAGCGAGACACUGUUCCCGUACAUCGAGACGUGCCACAGCCAAGGCAAGAACGAGCCCCCCAUCGUCGUGUCCGACGCCGACUCCGUCCUGAUGGACAACGUGAGCUAAGCUCUGCCCAGAAUCUGCUCAGAAACCCAAAGCUCUGUAAUACGUCUCUCUGUGUUUCUAAUCAGUGUAUCUGGAGAAAAUCCAGCUUUUAAUGAAUUAAUCUCUGAAAUAAAGUCAAGCAGUAAAACAA